GAUGAUGACAGUCAUUGGCACUGGUUGAGAAUUCAACGAUUGUACAUGUGAUAGUUUACUUCCAUAUUGUUUGGCCGCAUAGGAAAAGGGUGUGAAAAUCAAUGGUGGGUGAGAAAAUCUCCUUUUUCCAUUUACAACGCGAAAAAUUCUAACUGAAACUCAUUCCAUUGGAUUCAAUCAGAGAUAAACUCCACAUUCCCAUGCAAAUUCAUCUAUGCCCGUCUCACUGAUCCUCUCAGAAAAGCUAGGAGUUCGAUCGUCUUUGGGUUUCUUCCAGCUAGAGCUGGAGUGUACUAGCCAGUCAACCUCGUCGCGGCGCACGAUAGCUUCCCACCAUAACCCACAUGAACCAACUACCAACCAACACAUUUUCUCUCUCUUCACACACUCUCUCUCUCUCCUUUACACCAACGAACUCCUAUUGUAGAGCAAGCCAAAUCAAUCUCAAUUUUGUAACCCUAAAAUUUUCAUGUUCUAAGAUUUGUUAUUUAUAGCUUAAUCGAUCAAAUAAAAGCUUAAUAACUUCUGAUUUUGACAAUAAAAUGAGGGGUUCAGAGAACCGGAGCUUUGAAGAAGAUAUGGAAACCCCAGUCCUCAACGAUUCUUCCAGCAAAUCCACUCUCGCUCAAAUUCACCACCCUUUGUCUCCGCCAAUCAUCGCCUCUACGACCGACACCGAUCCUUUACUGUCUCCGCCUCCUCCGCCACAGUACAGAGACCUCGAAAACCCUAAUUUCUCUAACAAUUCGUACAUAGAACCGUUGUCGUAUCCGGACGAUGUUUUUAGUCCGCUCGACGACAGGAACGGGAUCGAGGUCAACGGCGUGGAAAGCCCUAGUAAUGAUUCAAAGAAAUUCAUGGCGUUGUCAAGAUCGCCUUCGACGAGUUCCGAGUAUGUGAAGAUUACUGUUUCCAAUCCUCAUAAAGAGGUGGAAGGGCCGAAUUCGUUUGUUCCGGGGGGGAACAAUUAUGUUACUUAUUUGAUUACGACGAGAACGAACCUGCCUGAGUUUGGAGGAUCGGAGUUCAUUGUUCGGAGGCGAUUUAGGGAUGUGGUUACAUUGUCUGAUAGGUUGAGUGAGGCUUAUAGAGGCUUUUUUGUUCCGCCCAGACCGGAUAAGAGUGUGGUGGAGAGUCAGGUGAUGCAAAAGCAAGAAUUUGUGGAGCAGAGGAGGGUGGCAUUGGAGAAGUACUUGCGGAGAUUGGCCGUGCAUCCGGUGAUCAAGAAAAGCGAUGAGCUGAGGGUGUUUUUGCAGGUUCAGGGGAAGCUUCCAUUGCCCACGACCACAGAUGUGGCGUCAAGGAUGCUUGAUGGGGCGGCGAAGCUUCCGAAGCAGUUGUUUGGGGACUCUGCAAGCGUGAUUGGGCCGCAGGAUGUUGUGCAGCCAGCAAAAGGAGGAAGAGAUUUGUUGAGAAUAUUCAAGGAGCUGAAGCAGUCAGUGACUAAUGAUUGGGGAGGUUCAAGACCACCUGUGGAAGAAGAAGAUAAAGAGUUCUUAGAAAAGAAAGAGAAGCUACAUUUUCUUGAGCAGCAACUCAGCAAUGCAUCUAAGCAGGCAGAAGCACUUGUCAAAGCGCAAAAAGAUAUGGGAGAAACAAUGGGAGAACUAGGGCUGGCAUUUAUUAAGUUGACAAAAUUUGAGAAUGUGGAGGCUGUGUUCAACACUCAAAGAAUACGGGCUUCUGAUAUGAAAAAUGUGGCUACUGCUGCUGUCAAAGCAAGCCGAUUUUAUCGGGGAUUAAGUGCACAAACUGUCGAGCAUCUGGAUACACUACAUGAAUACCUGGGGCUAAUGUUGGCAGUCCAUACUGCUUUCUCUGAUCGUUCGAGUGCUUUAUUGACGGUACAAACUAUUUUAUCGGAAUUAUCGUCUUUGCACUCUAGAGCUGAAAAACUUGAAGCUGCAUCAUCCACAAUGUUUGGUGGGGACAAGUCAAGGAUCCAAAAGAGAGAAGAGCUGAAAGAAACCAUAAAAAUAACCGAAGAUGCUAAAAACUGCGCUAUCAGCGAAUAUGAACGAAUUAAGGAAAAUAACAAGAUUGAACAUGAAAGAUUUGAGAGAGAAAGACAGGCCGACUUUGUAAACAUGUUAAAGGGAUUUGUAAUCAAUCAGGUUGCAUAUACAGAGAAAAUUGGAAAUGAGUGGGCAAAGGUUGCGGAGGAGACUAGUGGGUAUGCAAAAGAGAGCGCUUGAACUCUAUGACAGUAAAUUUGCUUCUUUAACUUCCUCUUUUCUUUAUAUUUUAUGUGCACUAUACGAUACCAACACAUUCUUAAAAAAAUAUGAGAUAAAACAAAGGUAGGAGAUCAGCUGUCAGUUUUCUUCGAAUUUCAUUUUUUCCGUAGUUGUAUUUGUUAAAUUUUGUUACACACCCUUGCAGCAUAAAUUCACUGCUGUAAAUUCUUUACUACUUGUUUGCUAUUUGAAGGUGCACUAUAAUUUUCUUUC
This is a messenger RNA of Cornus florida, 2450 nucleotides long. Its product is annotated as sorting nexin 2A-like. The record is from RefSeq and is a predicted model, not a curated record. Gene Ontology annotation, molecular function: phosphatidylinositol binding. The transcript is spliced from 5 exons. Lineage: Eukaryota; Viridiplantae; Streptophyta; Magnoliopsida; Cornales; Cornaceae. Bases 543 to 2195 code for a protein of 550 amino acids.